Messenger RNA from Meloidogyne enterolobii, 559 nucleotides. Lineage: Eukaryota; Metazoa; Nematoda; Chromadorea; Rhabditida; Meloidogynidae. The record is from the annotation of a GenBank genome assembly.
UUACCCUUUAAUUAAAAAAAUGGCUUCAUCCCUAACACAUUCCCUUGCCGCUGCAGCUCAUCAUAGGCAUGGACAUACUUCGCCUGACUCAUUUUCUACUUCAUCAAUUCAUUUCCAUGCUUUGGAUUUAAGUAAAAACAACACCAAUACUUUAAAUACUUCUUGUACAAACACAAAAGAUUCUUCAUCAUUUAUCCCAAAUUUAUUAGUACAACAACAACAACCAACAUUAACAAUACCUCCUCUACCUCCCCCUCAACCAACUUCUUUAAUUAUUCCUCAACAAAAACAACAAAUUAUUUAUCAAAAUUUAUUUUCCACCAAUAAUUCUUUAAUUGGAAAAAAUAUUUUUGGAAAUUCUGUUGAGGAACAAAUGCAGGCAGUAGCUAAUGUUUUGUUGGGAGGAGGAGGAAAUGGAACUUUUCAAUUACAAAAUGUUGUUAAUAAAUGUCCAAAAUUGUUAUCAGAAUUUAUUAAUACAACAAGAGAACCUUUAAUUAAUUCUUUGGCAUUUUUACAAUCAACGGAAACUUCUUUGCCGCAAAUGGUAAAAGAAUAA